UUUGCUCUCCAUAAGUUAGUUUAUCUUGUGUGCCUCGAAGCGCGGCAAGGGCCAACGACCAAAUGGUUCUGGGGCGCUUGUUCGCGCGCUCUGAGAGCGCCGCGCCAGCCCUCGCCGACUAUAAUAAUGAGGGGAAUGGCUCCACUAUCGAUACCUCCGUGGUGGCGGUCGAGGUCGAGGCGAGUGGCUCGCCUAGCAGUGCUACUGUCCGUGGCGACAGCACUUUGAACGAGCCGCUGCUUGAGGGCUUCAAGGACCGCGGUGAACUCCCCUCACUGCCAGAGUCGAACGCGUCCCUUUCAUUCCCCGAGGAGUCAGCGCCAUGGUGGAGAAAAUUCUUCGCUUUCAUGGGUCUGGGCUUCCUCAUCAGCGUCGGCUACAUGGAUCCUGGAAACUGGGCCACUGACCUGGCGGCUGGGUCGUCAUUUGGCUACACGCUGCUGUUCGUGGUCCUGUGCUCCUCGCUGUGCGCCAUGUUCCUUCAGUACCUGUCGCUCAAGCUCGGUAUUGCUUCAGACCGCGAUCUGGCUCAGGCCUGCCGCGACGCCUACCACCCCCAUGUCAACAAGCUUCUGUGGGUGGUGGCCGAGGCCGCCAUCGCAGCCACCGACCUGGCGGAGGUGGUGGGCUGUGCCAUCGCAUUCAACCUGCUACUGGGCAUCCCGCUGUGGGCAGGUGUGCUGAUCACGGCGGCUGACGUGAUCAUCCUGCUGGUGGCUGAGGCGCGCAGCUUCCGCUUCCUGGAGAUCCUGGUGGGGGCGCUGACCGCCCUGAUCUCGGCGUGCUUCAUCUACGAGCUGGUGAAGGCGCAGCCCGACAUGGGCAAGGUGAUGCGCGGCUACCUGCCGUCCAAGGAAAUCAUCACCAACAAGGACAUGCUGUACCUGGCCACAGGUAUCCUCGGUGCCACGGUCAUGCCGCACAACCUUUACCUGCACUCGUCCGUCAUCCAGACCCGCGCCUACCCCAGGACCACGGCCGGUCGCACCAUAGCCAUCAAGUUGGGCCUGGUGGACUCGACCCUGUCGCUGCUCGUCGCCUUUGUCAUCAACUCGUCCAUCCUCAUCGUGGCUGCCGCCGCCUUCCACUACGCCACACCGCCGCUGGAGGACAUUGCUGACAUCACUGACGCCUACGAGCUGCUUGCCUCGAGCCUAGGCUCCAAGGCCGCCUCCAUCCUGUUUGGUGUGGCGCUGCUUGCGGCGGGCCAGAACUCCACCAUCACCGGCACGCUGUCGGGCCAGAUUGUGAUGGAGGGUUUCCUCAGCUUCAAGAUGAGGCCCUGGCUGCGCCGCAUUAUCACCCGUGGCGCCGCCAUCGUGCCCGCCGCCACCGUGGCCGCCGUGAUGGGUCGCGAGGGGGUGUCGCAGCUGUUGGUGCUGUCGCAGGUGAUUUUGUCGCUGACGCUGCCGUUCGCGGUGUUCCCACUGGUGCACUUCACCAGCAGCCGCAAGUACCUCGGCAACUUCGCCAACCGCUGGUACGCCUCCGUCAUCGCGUGGCUCCUUUUCCUGUUCAUCUCGGCCCUCAACGUCAACCUGGUGGUUCAGUCUGCGAUCAGCGGAAGCUUUGGCGGGCUUGGCCACCGGCGCGCGGCGGUGUGAUGGGGCCUUGCGGGCGCCAGGGUUGUUCUCCGCGCAUGCGCAAAGCGGAAGCGCGCGCGGCCCCAUGCAGGGGCAGCGGGUAAUCCAGGGCUUUUUGCUCGCCAGCCGGCGAGUUGUGUUAGCUUGGCGCCUCUUGGCGCUGGGCGCACUUGCACUCUGGUGGUUCCGCUUGGAUAGGUGGACGUCGUGUCGUUGCCGUGGUGCGCAGGAUCGAUUGUCGGGCAGGCGUCGAGUGGCGCUGCUGAUCGCCAACUUCUCGCGAGGUUGGGCAAUUGUGACCUACUGUUUUGAAUGUAGUGAGCAUGCAUGCAAUGUAAGCUUGUGCGAAC
Messenger RNA from Chlamydomonas reinhardtii, 1933 nucleotides. RefSeq lists its product as uncharacterized. The coding region runs from base 63 to 1604 and encodes 513 amino acids. The transcript has 13 exons. Gene Ontology annotation, biological process: metal ion transport. Gene Ontology annotation, molecular function: cadmium ion transmembrane transporter activity; manganese ion transmembrane transporter activity. The record is from RefSeq and is a predicted model, not a curated record. Gene Ontology annotation, cellular component: membrane. Lineage: Eukaryota; Viridiplantae; Chlorophyta; Chlorophyceae; Chlamydomonadales; Chlamydomonadaceae.